Molecule: messenger RNA, 369 nt
Organism: Anisakis simplex (herring worm)
Lineage: Eukaryota; Metazoa; Nematoda; Chromadorea; Rhabditida; Anisakidae
Source: the annotation of a GenBank genome assembly
GUAUUACUCUUGGAUACUAGAAUUGCAAUGGCAUAUGUUCCGCGAACACCAAUUGUAUCAUUUUCGCGUUUAUCGUUCGUGCUUUUGACUCAUGAUCAUGUUUAUUUUCGAAUAAUCAAGCAGAAAUUUAGGGCAAUAAUGCAUUCGUGGAAGAACAUUUUAGUCGUCGUCGGUUGCUUACUGGCCGUAACUCUCGCAAAAGAGGGCAAAAAAUGUGGACUGCCACCGUUUGUCGUGGAGAUGCCUGACGAAGAGCAGAAAGAGGUGAAAACCAUAUGGCGUAACUACAAGAAAGGUGACGAUUGUGGAGAAUUAAGAGAGCAAACCAAAGCUGUGGUUAGUAGCAUUCCCGUAUUGUUUCAUCAGUAA